AUGGGUUGGUUCUGGGCAGACUCUCAGCCAAGCGUGCCACAGGCACCUCAUCCUCCUUAUCCAUCCAAUGCAUCCCCUCCGGCUGCAUGCCCGAUGCAUGAAUCGCGUCCGGCAGCCGUUACAGCCCCCGCGAGCGCAGACCCUCCCAGCGCCUGUCCUAUGAAAAAAUCAACAGAUUCUCCUUUCUACACUCCCCCGAAAACAUCCAACGUGGAAACUCCGCAAGAGCCCGCUCCUUCCAACAAGCCCUCUACAUUGUCCAAACUGAACCCGUUGAACUACAUGUUCGCUUCUAUCUCUCAAGAGCGCGCUGCGAACCAGACCGUUGAUCUGUCUAUUGAGCGUGAACCAUCAACUAUUCCCCGCGGCGACUCUGAGGGUAACUGGGAAUAUCCUUCUCCGCAACAAAUGUACAACGCUAUGCUUCGCAAGGGUCACACGGAUACUCCCCAGGAUGCAGUCGAGGCCAUGGUUGCCGUUCACAACUUUUUGAACGAGGGUGCCUGGAACGAAAUUGUUGGAUGGGAGCGCACAUUCGCCAGGGGCCUUAAGUCAGGGUGGGAGAAGUGCCGCCGCGGUGAAGAGAAUCUCGGCUGGGAGCUGGCCAUGGCCGAGAUGCAUGGCAAAAUUGACCAGGAGACAGAGCCUCGUUUAAUCCGAUUCCAAGGCCGACCGAAGGAGCUUACUCCCAAGGCUCGGGUGAUGCAGGCUCUUGGAUAUGUGUACCCCUCUGCAUUUGAAACAAAACCACCAUUCGAUCGACACGAUUGGUUUGUCCAGCGUCAAACACCUUGGGGAACUAAGGAAGUUCGAUACGUCAUUGAUUAUUAUUCAGGCCCCCCCGAGCCCACUGGUGAGCCUGUGUUCUUCCUCGAUAUUCGCCCUGCUUUAGAUUCGCCCACAGCUGCUGUUGAGCGACUGAUGCGAUGGGGAGGUGAUGUUUGGUGGAGAGCCAGCGGUGCUGCUGUCCGAGAGAAAGGUCAUUGA
Molecule: messenger RNA, 987 nt
Organism: Penicillium angulare
Lineage: Eukaryota; Fungi; Ascomycota; Eurotiomycetes; Eurotiales; Aspergillaceae
Product: holocytochrome c synthase CYC3
Exons: 3
Coding region: 1-987 (328 amino acids)
Biological process (GO): cytochrome c-heme linkage
Cellular component (GO): mitochondrion
Molecular function (GO): holocytochrome-c synthase activity
Source: RefSeq, a predicted model, not a curated record